AUGAGAUUCACCAGAGUGUUAAAGCAAGCCGAAGAGGUCUUGGUUAAGGCCGCUUCAGGAAACCCUACCGGUUUGGCCGGUUUGUACCAACAUCCAAACCCUAGACCUGCCUUGGUCGCAUUAUACAACCAUACUUUGAAAGUGUUGGACACCAAAUUUCCUCAAGACUCCAUCUACAGACAGUCCGUCGAAGCCUUGACCAAGAACAGAUUGAAGAUCGUGCAAGAAGAGGAAAUCACCGAAAACAUCGAAAGCAAGAUCGGUGGUGGUUUGAUCGAAGAAAUCGUGAUACAAGCCCACGAAGAAUUGACCUUGGCCAAGGAAUUAGGUGAGUUGAAGGUCUGGGAAGAAUUGGAAGAGAAGCCUUUGGAAGACCAAUGGGUCUACUUCGGAAAGAAGAUCUAA
Molecule: messenger RNA, 405 nt
Organism: Suhomyces tanzawaensis NRRL Y-17324
Lineage: Eukaryota; Fungi; Ascomycota; Pichiomycetes; Serinales; Debaryomycetaceae
Gene: MCI4
Product: Mci4p
Exons: 1
Coding region: 1-405 (134 amino acids)
Biological process (GO): respiratory electron transport chain
Source: RefSeq, a predicted model, not a curated record